Messenger RNA from Chionomys nivalis (European snow vole), 1812 nucleotides. RefSeq names its product essential meiotic structure-specific endonuclease 1 (gene Eme1). The record is from RefSeq and is a predicted model, not a curated record. Gene Ontology annotation, cellular component: Holliday junction resolvase complex; nucleus. The transcript is spliced from 8 exons. The coding region runs from base 4 to 1761 and encodes 585 amino acids. NCBI's taxonomy places the organism in Eukaryota, Metazoa, Chordata, Mammalia, Rodentia, Cricetidae. Gene Ontology annotation, molecular function: nuclease activity; DNA binding. Gene Ontology annotation, biological process: resolution of meiotic recombination intermediates; replication fork processing; mitotic intra-S DNA damage checkpoint signaling.
UUGAUGGCGCUAACAAAGCCAUCCCUCUCGCUGCUUUCCUCAGAGAGUGAUUCUGAGGAAUUGCCCACACUUGCCUUUCUGAUGAAGGAGCCAUCUUCAGCUGACAGGAUUCAGCCUCAAAGGGAAAAGAUUGUAGUGGUUGUCACCUCAGAUUCUGAGGCCUCCUGUCCUCCCUCACCAGGCUUGGAAGAUCCACCGUUUGUCCUAGCUGCAGCUGAAGCUCUCACACAGGCAGGGCCCGUCAGAGUGCUAAGCAGCGGCAGUGAGGAUGAAGAUGUACUUGUCCCCCUGGCUGAGAGGAUCUCCUGUAAGUUUUUGACCCACAAGCAGCUGAACCCUGAGUGCUCUAGCUCCUCACUCAAAACAGUUUCGGAUCAUCAGCAUGAUACAAGUGGACUGGGUGACUGGAAAAAGCAGCCAUUUCCAAAGAUCCCUGAUGGUCCUCUCCACAAUGUCUUAGAGAAGAGCCCAGCAAAUGACAGGGACUCUGUCUCAGACAGUCCGGGCCGUCAGCUUCCACCGUACCUGUCGGCCUGCAGUGAGUUGGCAGUAACCAAUCCAGUUCCUGACAUCUCUCUACCUCAGAAGAGAACCAAGCACAGUCAGAAGGUCCAGAGAAGUGGCGCUCAGGGAUGCUGGCCGCCACGACAAGCAAGCAGGAAGGAAAACACCCCAAGGCAGCCUGAAAAGAAAAAGAGGACAGCGAUGGUCAAUAGGCUGAAAGCCCAGAGGCCAGAGGAAUGCAUGAAGCACAUUGUGGUGGUGCUGGACCCAGUGCUUUUACAGAUGGAAGGCGGGGGCCAGCUCCUGGGAGCAUUGCAGUCUAUGGAGUGCAGCUGUGUGAUUGAAGCUCAGGCCGUGCCUCGAAGUAUCACUUGGAGGAGGAGGAGGACAGAGCUGGAAGAGGAUGGAGGAGACUGGGUGGAAGAGCCGACCAUCCUGGUGUUGCUCCUAGCAGAGGCCUUCAUGUCCAUGGUCUACAACGGAAAGCAGGGAAGUACCAGCAUUACCGAGAAAGGGAAGGAGACACUUCGGGGCUUUGUAACUGAUGUCACAGCAAAGACAGGGAAAGCAUUGUCACUGGUGAUAGUGGACCAGGAGAAAUGCUUCAGUCUGGCAACACUUCUGCCUGGCUCAGUUUCGGGCUGCUGUUCCAGGGCUCAGAAUCCGCCAAGGAAAAGGAAAUCAGGAAUGGCAAAUAAACAGGCUAAAGAGAAGCAGCAGAAGAGACAAGAGUCUAGCACAAGGCUCAUGAUGUCCAGGUUAGACAUGGAAGAGGCAUUGGUGGAUCUGCAGCUACAUACAGAAGCCCAGGUUCAGAUGGUGCAGAGCUGGAAAGAGCUGGCUGACUUUACCUGCGCGUUUACAAAGGCUGUGGCUGAAGCUCCCUUCAAGAAGCUCCGGGAUCAAACCAGCUUUUCCUUCUGCCUGGAGAAAGACUGGGCUGGAGGGAUGAAAGUGGACCCAGCUGGUAGGGGACUUGCAGCGAUCUGGAGGAGGCAGAUUCAGCAGCUGAACCGAGUCAGUCUGGAAACGGCCAGCACUAUUGUGGACGCCUAUCCCUCACCACGGCUCCUGGUGCAGGCUUAUCAGCGGUGUUUUUCUGAGCAAGAACGUCAGAACUUGCUGGCUGACAUACAGGUACGCCGUGGAGAAGGUGUGACAUCUACCUCCCGCCGUGUUGGGCCAGAACUAUCCAGGCGGCUCUACCUUCAUAUGACUACACUACAACCAGACCUCAUCCUAGACAGUGUUGACUGACAUCCGCAGCAACAGGGAACUUCCCCAUCCUUGACCUGACAGCAGAGAGGG